Toxotes jaculatrix (banded archerfish) is the source of this 1680-nucleotide messenger RNA. RefSeq names its product solute carrier family 22 member 4-like. Gene Ontology annotation, molecular function: transmembrane transporter activity. The coding region runs from base 1 to 1680 and encodes 559 amino acids. NCBI's taxonomy places the organism in Eukaryota, Metazoa, Chordata, Actinopteri, Toxotidae. The transcript is spliced from 10 exons. The record is from RefSeq and is a predicted model, not a curated record. Gene Ontology annotation, cellular component: membrane. Gene Ontology annotation, biological process: transmembrane transport.
AUGAGCAACUUAAAAAUUAGAGACUAUGACACCAUCACAUCUUUCCUUGGAUCUUGGGGACGUUUUCAGCUAGGGAUUUUUUUUGCGCUGGCCGUCAGCAUCCUCCCGAAUGGUUUUAUCGGCAUCUACAUAGUAUUCGUAGCUGAUACCCCACCUCAUGAGUGCUAUAUCCCUGAAAACUAUAGCAUCAGUGAGAUGUGGAGAAAUGUCACGAUCCCAUUGGAAACGGUUGAUGGCAAUGUAAAGCGCAGCUCUUGCUCAAGGCUUAAUCUGGACACUGUCAGGAACUACUCUGAGCGUGAACUCAUCCCAAAUGUGGAUGUGAAUGUGAGUGAAAUUCCUUUGGAAAGUUGUCUGGAUGGGUGGACAUACAGCAAAAAAAUCUACCAGUCAACCAUUGUCACAGAGUGGGACUUGGUGUGUGAGAAUGGAUACAAAACACCACUGACCACCUCUAUCCAUUACAUUGGUGUGCUAGUAGGAGCAUUUGUCUCAGGCCAGAUGUCUGACAGGUAUGGGAGGAAGCCAGCACUCUUUGUAAUGAUGUUUCUUCAAACUCUGGCGAUCACGGCACAGAUAUUCUCCCCGAGCUGGGAAGUCUUCACCUUAAUUUUCUUCUUCGUGGGAGCUGGGGGAUUCUCCAACUAUAUUGUUGCAUUUGUACUGGGUACAGAAAUUCUGAGCCCAAAAGCCAGAGUGGUCUUCUGCUCCCUUGGGGUAUUUAUGAGCUCAGCUGUGGGGUACAUGGCAAUGCCCGCAGUGGCUUACUUCCUCCGUGAAUGGCGGCUGCUGCUGAUUCCCAUGGCUGCCUCUGGCUUGAUCUACAUCCCUCUGUGGUGGUUAGUCCCAGAGUCUCCUCGAUGGCUUGUCUCUCAGGGGCGUGUGAAGGAGGCUGAGGCCAUACUGAGAUACGCUGCCAAGGAAAAUAACAUAGAGGCUCCACAGACCAUUUUUACACAAGCUGAGGUUGAAGAUGCAUCGGCUCUAAAAGAAAAGAAGUACAACAUUUUGGUCAUCUUCAGCAGCUGCAAUAUGUUCUCUCAAGUAUUACUCUCUUCACUUCUGUGGGUCAUCAUCACCAUCGGAUACUAUGCUUUAAUCCUCAACACAUCAAACCUGCAUGGGAACCCUUACCUGAACUGCUUCUUGUCUGCUGUGACUGAGGUGCCAGCUUACAUAAUCGCCUUGUUACUGCUCCAACACUGCGCCAGGCGCUUCUGCCAGUCGUCUUCGCUCUUCCUCGGAGGCAUUAUGAUCCUCUGUGUUCACCUCAUUCCAAUAGAUUUACCAGGUGUGGCUGUGUUUCUUGAGAUGCUGGGCAAGUUUGGCAUCACAUCUGCAUUCUGUGUGGUGUACGCCUACACAUCAGAGCUCUUCCCCACUGUCAUUAGAAAUACAGCAAUGGGGUGUUGCUCCAUGGCUGCUCGUGUUGGAACCAUCAUCUCGCCCUUUAUCAUUUACCUGGGACAAUACUUCAAGGCACUGCCAUACAUAUUGAUGGGAGGUUUAGCCAUUAGUGGUGCCAUCUUGUGUCUCCUGCUGCCGGAGACUUUUGGGAAGGCUUUGCCGGAGACCAUUUCACAAAUGCAGCAGAUUUUCGGGUCAAGAGGAAAAAAAGAAAAGGAAGCUGAAAAUGGAGAGAGCACAUCUGAAUACCAGUGUAAAGAAUCCAGGUUAUAA